Molecule: messenger RNA, 603 nt
Organism: Bombyx mori (domestic silkworm)
Lineage: Eukaryota; Metazoa; Arthropoda; Insecta; Lepidoptera; Bombycidae
Product: zinc finger and SCAN domain-containing protein 12-like
Exons: 1
Coding region: 1-603 (200 amino acids)
Biological process (GO): regulation of transcription by RNA polymerase II
Molecular function (GO): DNA-binding transcription factor activity; RNA polymerase II cis-regulatory region sequence-specific DNA binding
Source: RefSeq, a predicted model, not a curated record
AUGAACUUCAUUAAAUGUCACUAUUGCCCCCAGAAAUUUAAGUACCACAGUCAGAGGAAACAACACGCUAACAGAGAGCAUUGUUUGAGUACGCCAGAUAAAUACGCGUGCGACCAUUGUGGCCGACAGUUCAAUAGGAAGAACGCGUUAGCAGAACACAUGCAGGCUGUCCACGUUAAAAGAAAAUGUCUUCAUUGCGACAUGAGGUUCGCUCGCAGGGAUUAUAUGUUCCACAUGAAUGAAGAGCACGGUGUCGCUAUGCCGACCUGCGGGAUCUGUGGUCACAGAACUCUGUUACAGAGCGCUCUUGUGCGACACCAGAGAAACGUGCAUUUGAAAGAGAGAGACAAACAGUGUUCGCUUUGCCCGAAGACCUUUUGUACGCGUUCGAACUUGAAGGAGCAUAUGGUGAGUCAUGAGAAAGAGAGGGUUCAUAAAUGCGACGUGUGCUCGAAGAGUUUCGCCAGACGAGGCUGUUUCACGACCCACUACAGGAUACAUACCGGCGAGAGGCCGUUCUCUUGUGACGUUUGCAAAGCGUCUUUCGUGCAGAGAGCGAGCCUCCGAUUUCACAUGAGGAGCAGGCAUCUCGAACGGCCAUAA